UUUUUUUUUUUUUUUUUUUUAAUUUACAGCACAAGGACUUCUUUCAUACGUUUUUCUGCGUCAUUUAUUUUUAUGUCGCCUGACCUUUCCCGUGUUUUUAUGUUUAUCUGAGGGGGAUUCACAGACCCACCAUGGUCUCUCCUACAUAAAUCAACAUUUUUUUCCUAUGACUGCAGGCUGCUCUCUAUUUACCUAUAUGAAGGGAUGGGAGGAUCUCACUGGGUUUUGCAGGAGGCUGUAACUAGAUUUGUUGGAAGCGGGCAUGGGCCAGUGCGGUGCCCCGUGCACAGAUGGGUGUUGUGGAGGUAAACGCAGCCUCGGAUGAAGUGAGAAGCUCCGGUUCUUCUGUUUUCGGGCUGUGCGUCAUGGGCUGAGCUCUUGCGAUGACCCUUUUCUCCCUAGAGCUGUUUUGAGUUAUCCGAGGAUGGACGACGGAGACGGAUAAAGACUUAUCGGACAGACAGAGUUCAAAUAUCUUCACCUUUACCCGAGGAAACUGCGCGCGCACGGAGGCGCACCGGAGCCUUGGAGCGCACCAGACUGGAGCUGGAGCGUCAGACAGAUUUCUCUCAAUCUGAGGUUCCUACAGUGGAGUUUGGUCGUUGAGUUGAGGUUUAUAGAUAGAUAGAUAUAUCUUCAAGUAGUGGUUUUAUAAGGACAUUUCCCUUUAGAUCUGUUCAAUUAAAUGAGUCUAAAUAAUAUAUGACCAUGCGUCUUUGUGCGCCUGGAGUUAAAAUAGACGGUCCCGUGAUUGGAUGUUGUUAUAAAAUGACUUCAGCAGAAUAGAUGAUGUGGUUUUAGUUGCUUUGACCGGGACACGCUGUUACAGUUGGAUACUUGGCUUCGGGUCCAUUGGUUUAACCCUCAGGUGUAAAUGUUAAAUAAUUGUACGCACUCUUCUCUUCGUGUUUGGCUUUGAGGCUCCGCUCAGUUUGACCCAACCAAAGAUCCCUGUCUCCUCCACCCUCUCCCGAACCAUGUGGCUCCCCCGCCUAGCUCUGCUGCUGCUGCUCCGGUUCUCCGGUGUGUUGCCGGUGGACGGACUCAACACGUGUCAGACCAUCAACCUGGACGCGCAGAAGUCGCGGCGCAUCGAGGCCGUGCGCGGACAGAUCCUCAGCAAGCUCCGCAUCCGCAGCCCUCCGGACGACGACGACGUGCAGCCGCCGCCGCGCCCAGUGCCACCGGAGGUCAUGCUGCUGUACAACAGCACGCGGGAGCUGCUCAAGGAGCGUGCGCGUCUGGCCGAGUCCACGUGCGAGCGCGAGAGCAGCGAGGAGGAUUAUUACGCCAAAGAGGUUCAGAGGAUCGACAUGAUGCCUCCACAUGUUACUGACACAAACGCAGUGCAGCCGGACGCACCCAACCCCCACCACAGAGUCGUGCACUUCGACGUCAGUGGAGUCGACCUGACCAACAGCACCCUGGUUAUAGCUGAGUUCAGGAUCUUCAGAGCUCCCAACCCGCAGGCCCGGGCCUCAGAGCAGAGAGUGGAGAUCUAUCAGCUGCUGAAGCCGGAUGAGGACAGCACCUCCACUCAACGUUACAUCGACUCCCGCACCGUUCAGCCCAGGGCGAAGGGAUCCUGGAUCUCUGUGGACGUCACAGAGACCAUUAAGGACUGGUUGUCAGACACAGAGAACAAUCUGGGCCUGAAGCUGGGCGUCCACUGUCCCUGCUGCACCUUCGUCCCGUCCACCAACAACAUCGUUCCCAACAAGAGUGAGGAGCUGGAGGCCCUGUUUGCAGGUGUUGAUGACGAGCAGCUUCGUCAGUUCAGAAAACCUGGUCAGGUCAAAGGUCAGGCGGAUUUCAGCUCCAAGACUCCGCACCUCAUCCUCACCCUGCUGCCAAGCGACAGAGUCGACAACCCGACCAAGAAGAACCGCAAGAAGAGAGCGGCCGCCACCGAGACCACAACCUGCUCCCGUGGCUCAGACCAGGGCUGCUGCUUGCGCUCGCUCUACAUCGACUUCAGGCGUGACCUCAACUGGAAGUGGAUCCAUGAGCCCAAAGGUUACAAAGCCAACUUCUGUGCCGGCAACUGUCCUUACCUCUGGAGUGCCAACAACCACUACAACAUGAUCCUGCCCCUGUACAACAAGCUGAACCCUGAGGCCUCCGCCUCACCCUGCUGCGUCCCUCAGGACCUGGAGCCGCUCACCAUCAUGUACUUCAUCGGCCGCACACCUCGUGUUGAGCAACUCUCCAACAUGGUCGUCAAGUCCUGCAAGUGCCGCUGAGGGAGGAGAGCUCGGAGAUAGAGGUCAGGGGGGGCAGACAGGAGAGGAAUGAUUACUGGACUAAAAAAAAACACCACCGGGGGGAAAUAACAGACGAGGACAGACGGAUGGAUCCUGUGUUCAUUAAUCUAGUUUGAUCGACUUUAGCAGACUUUUUCCAAAUAUCAGGAUUUUUUUCUCCAUUUCUUUUCAGGCUUGACAACGUAUCAGAUCAUUUUGCUUCAUCUUCUGGAACUUUCCAUCUGAUAUAGGACACUGUAAAUAUGACACAUAGCUCUAUUAAAUCUGUAUUUGGACAUCAAAAAACAGGCUGUUGUGUGAUUUGGCCACAUUUGCUGCUGCAUAAGACCUCCACCUCGGUUGUGUUGCUGCGGCCGUGGGCAGCCAGACAUGUGCUUGUUUGCUUUAGGUUUCAAGGUGUUGAUUGGGAGGAGGCGUCGUGGAAAGGUUUUUGCAGACGGAGAUCUUUAGGCGAAGGAGGCAGGCGGCAGAUAGAAAAGAGAGAGAGGAGCUGUGUCCAGGCAGAGGCCCUGCCAGCCCUCUGCGGUCCAGGGCUGAAAUCUGCCCGGCGUAAACAGGAUGUGAAAGGUUUCCAGACACCGAGCCGACCACUCACGGAACGCUACAUUUAAAUGCUCCCCUCAUCUCCUCUGUCUCUCACUCCCUCUCUCUCUCGCUGCUGCUGCUCGAGGUUCUGGGAUUUGUGGUGGGAGGAGAGACAGAGAAAUAGAGGCUUUGAAAAUGAGACGUGGGAUGAUAGGGCUGCAUUUGGAAUGGCUACAAGUUUGGAAGGUGGUAUUUUGCUGCCUUAGCAAAUUUGUAACUUUUUGGGUCGGGCUCAAAAAUUCUAUGUAUGUUUGUUUAUUAUCUUAUUGUAAUAAGCUGUUGAAUCAUAGCUGUUCUUAUGCUAUGAUUAUAUUCUGUCAUACCUAUGUUUAUCAUCAAUCUCUCUGAUACACACACACAGACACACACACACACACAAACACAAAAACACAGGCACACACCCAAGUAUCCACAUCGACCACUUUUGAUAGAAUGUCUAAAUGCUGAAAAUAAAAAACAUCCCCAGGGCUCAUUUUAAAAAUAGGCCCUCUGGUAUGCAAGUGGUUUGUGUGCGUGUGUGUACAAGAUGUGUGUGUCUGUAUGUCUGUGAGUGUAUCUAAGUGUGCGCGUGCGUGUGGCUGGUGAGGUCAUGGGCGAUAGCUCAGAAAAUAUCCCCUGUAUUUUAUUGUGUAUUGUGUUGUAUGUAUUUUAGAUCAUAAGUGUGUGUGUUUGUGUGUGUGUGUUGCUUGCACGAAUAUCUUUGUGAGGACCAUGUUGAGCAUAGACCUUACAGAGUGAGGACAUUUUGGGUGGUCCUCACUUUUCAAAGAGCUGUUUGAGGGAUAUGACUUGUUUAGAACUGAUAUUACUUAGUCAGGGUUAGGCAUUUCGUUGCAACGGUUACUGUAGGGGUCUAGGAGGGAAUGCAUUAUGUCAAUGAGUGUCCUCACUAAGAUAGAAGACAAGUAAAAGCGUGUGUGGGGUUCAGGUAUUUCUCAUGUUGUGGGGACCUACAUCUGUUAACACACAUUAUGGGGACGUGUCUUCCUUUAUUGGACAAAAAUCAAGUCUGCAUAAUGUAAAUCAUUAGAACUUGAGGUGAAUGUAUGUUUUUAAGUUGAGGCUGAGGUUAAACCUUAAAUUUUGGUUAAGAUUCAGGGUAAGGGUUAGGUUUAGGCAAGUAGUAACGCUUAGAGUAAGUCAGAGCAAGUAAAUAAAUAACACAACUCUCUGUGUGUGUGUGUGUGUGUGGGGGGUAUCUAUCUAUAGGUAUGAAGGCCACGUUUGGUCCUAUGCCAUCAU
This is a messenger RNA of Platichthys flesus (European flounder), 4091 nucleotides long. RefSeq names its product transforming growth factor, beta 5 (gene tgfb5). Lineage: Eukaryota; Metazoa; Chordata; Actinopteri; Pleuronectiformes; Pleuronectidae. Gene Ontology annotation, cellular component: extracellular region. The record is from RefSeq and is a predicted model, not a curated record. Gene Ontology annotation, molecular function: type II transforming growth factor beta receptor binding; growth factor activity; type III transforming growth factor beta receptor binding. Bases 978 to 2243 code for a protein of 421 amino acids. The transcript has 7 exons. Gene Ontology annotation, biological process: BMP signaling pathway; transforming growth factor beta receptor signaling pathway; SMAD protein signal transduction.